Messenger RNA from Rhipicephalus microplus (southern cattle tick), 1391 nucleotides. RefSeq names its product SAC3 domain-containing protein 1. Gene Ontology annotation, biological process: spindle assembly; centrosome duplication. NCBI's taxonomy places the organism in Eukaryota, Metazoa, Arthropoda, Arachnida, Ixodida, Ixodidae. Gene Ontology annotation, cellular component: centrosome; spindle; nucleus. The record is from RefSeq and is a predicted model, not a curated record.
CUCACGCUGACGACGGUUCUGUCGCUUCGCUGUGGCCUUUGAUGUAUGCUGGUGUGUAGACACGUUAACUUCCCGCACAGCCCACGAAGACACGCGUCGGAGGCCCGUGCUUCCACUAGAUCCUCAGCCGAGCAGCUCGAAAUGCGAGCGGGCAGAGGAAGAGGCCGUGCGAGAUGCGACCGACGUCAAACGGGGCACGGCGACGGCAGCGAUGCUCCUCGAGCGGCAACGAUCGCAGGGACGUGCGUGGAUAUGUGUCCGCCGCGAGAACGCCAGUGGCGUGAAAAAGAACGUCUCCUCCAUCCUUUCGAGAUCAUCGAUGGCACGGAAAGCGACGCUCGGCCUAAGGCUGACAGGAACAAAGCCAUCAAGCAAUUCUCCAGAUCGGCGGCCGGACAGAGGGAGGCUACUUCUGAUGAACUCAGGCCACCAGAUGUACUGCUCAAGACAACAGCUUACCUAAUGCGCAUGAUUGCACCAUCAUGCCGUGGAGACAGCUGGACUGACACAUACCACUUCGUGUGGGACAGAUUGUGGGCUGUGCGCCAGGAUAUGACCAUCCAAGGUCUCAACGGUGGGGAGUGCAUCAAAAUACUGGAACAGGCUGUGCGUUUUUACGUCUAUUCAGCCUUCAGGUGCUUCGAAGAAGAUAUGAAUGCUUUUGAUCCUCACAUCAACAACCAACACCUACAGGAAUGUUUGAAGCGCCUGUUAGUUCAGUACCAGCAGUUCGCUGUAGACAAGUGUGGGAACAGACCAGAAAUGGAAGCCAUCUACAUUCUUCACAACCUGGGAUCGUUUGAUGCUCUAGCUCAUGCGAUGACUCUUCCAAAGGAAAUAAGGAACCACAGUUUGGUCAAGAUUUCACUGGACACAAGCCUGGCGCACAGAAAAGGAAACUUUGUUCGAGUUCUGAGAAACUACAAGGCCCUUCGUCCUAUACUUGCUUGCGCUUUGCACUCACAUUUGGAGCUUAUUAGGAGAACAGCGCUGCAGGUUAUGGCGGUGGCUUUCAGCUCCCAGAAUUGCAAGUUUCCUCUGUCCACACUAGGCCGCUGGCUCGGCUGCUCUGAGAACACUGCAAGAGAACUGUGCCAUCUCUACCAGCUACCAGUUCAGGACUCUGAAGUCAAGUUUCUCAAAGGUCGUGGAGAUUUCACAUUGAAACAAUCCAAGAAGCACCGUGAUUCAGCCCUCGUGAAGGUCUUGACUAAAAGCGACAUCAGCACUUUACUUUGUCCAGAUGACGAAAGACAACCAUGUCAAGGGAGCUGACGACAGAUGCUAUUGAAUUUGACAAAGACCCACAUCACUGCUUCUAAUCACAGAGCAAGAAUUUUCCUAAUUUAUUUGCACAUCGCAAUAAAAUCAUGCUCAGCUUCAUCAAUGAA